AUGAAGAGCGCUCUCUCUUCUUCUUCUUCAUCUUCAAGAAAGCUUCUAAUGGCGUUGGCGUUGGCGACGGUUGUUCUCCUACAGCUCUUUCUGCCUGUAUCUGCUACCGUGGAACCAAGAAACACGGCCGCGAAAGAAACACACCGCCGGCACAGUUGCGACGCGAUUUCAAGGUCGAGCCAGAAGCUACGUUCUUUGUGCAUUCAGCUCCAGAGAGCACCGCACGUUCCGUCGCCGCCGCCGUCGCCGGAGGACUAUCAGAUUGAUCCGAGAUUCGGUGUCGAGAAGAGAAGGGUUCCUUCCGGGCCAAACCCUCUUCACAACUGA
This is a messenger RNA of Fragaria vesca subsp. vesca, 327 nucleotides long. RefSeq names its product CLAVATA3/ESR (CLE)-related protein 10-like. Bases 1 to 327 code for a protein of 108 amino acids. Lineage: Eukaryota; Viridiplantae; Streptophyta; Magnoliopsida; Rosales; Rosaceae. The record is from RefSeq and is a predicted model, not a curated record. The transcript has a single exon.